AUGGGGCCGCCGCCGCCCGCGCGUGCGCAGAGGGGGGCCGCCGCCGCCGCCGCGACCAUGGGGCAGGAGCCGCGCACGCUGCCGCCCUCGCCCAACUGGUACUGCGCCCGCUGCAGCGACGCGGCGCCCGGCGGGCUCUUCGGCUUCGCGGCGCGCGCCUCGGUCUUCCUGGUGCGCGUGGGCCCGGGCGCGGGGGCCAGCCCUGGGACCCCGCAGUUCAGAGUCGUCGGGGAGCUGGUGGGACACACCGAGAGGGUCUCGGGCUUCACCUUCUCGCACCACCCGGACCAGCACAACCUCUGCGCCAGCAGCUCGGACGACGGCACCGUGAAAAUCUGGGACGUGGACACCAGGGCGGUGGUGACUGAGCACACCCUCCACCAGCACACCAUCUCGGCGUUGCACUGGUCACCGCGCGUGCGGGACCUGGUGGUGUCGGGGGACGAGAAGGGCGUUGUCUGCUGCUACUGGCUGCACAGGAGCGACAGCCAGCACCUCUUCAUCGAGCCCAGGGCCAUCUUCUGCCUGACCUGCUCGCCGCACCACGACCACCUCGUGGGCCUGGGCUACAAGGACGGCGUGGUACUGGUGAUCGACAUCAGUAAGAAGGGGGAGGUCCUCCACCGCUUCCGUGGCCACGAUGAUGAGAUCCACUCGGUGGCCUGGUGCCCACUUCCUGGGGAAGCCUGCCUGCCCCUCAGCCAGGAGGAGGAUGCAGAAGCUGGACUUCCCAACGGGAAUGAGGCGGUCCAAACGUCGGCCGCCAAAGGCUGCUACGUGGCGACGGGGAGCAGAGACCAGACCAUCCGCAUCUGGAGCUGCUCCCGGGGCCGGGCGGUGACGGUCCUGAAGCUGCCCUUCCUGAAGAGAAGAGGUGGCGUGGACCCAACAGUGAAGGAGCGCCUCUGGCUGACGCUGCACUGGCCCAAGGACCAGCCGACACAGCUGGUGUCCAGCUGCUUCGGGGGCGAGCUGCUGCUGUGGGACCUGGCGCAGCCCUGGCGGAGGAAGUUCACGCUGUUCAGCGCGGCCGCCGAGGCCCAGCACCACUCCCGCAUCGUCUUCAACCUGUGUCCCUUGCACACGGACGACGGCCAGCGGCUGCUGCUCUCCACGUCCAUGGACAGAGACGUCAAGUGCUGGGACAUGGCCACGCUGGAGUGCUGCUGGACGCUGCCGUGCCUCGGUGGGUUUGCCUACAGUCUGGCUUUCUCUCCUGUGGACACAGGCUGCUUGGCCAUCGGCGUCGGGGACGGCAUGAUCCGCGUGUGGAACACGCUCUCCAUCAAGAACAACUACGACGUGAAAAGUUUCUGGCAGGGGGUCAAGUCGAAGGUGACAGCGCUGUCCUGGCACCCGAGCAAGGAGGGCUGCCUGGCCUUCGGCACAGACGACGGCAAGGUGGGGCUGUACGACACCUACUCCAGCCGGCCCCCCCAGGUUUCCAGCACCUAUCACAAGAAGACGGUCUACACACUAGCCUGGGGGCCGCCCUUGCCCCCCGUGUCCCUGGGCGACGGCGACCGGCCUUCCCUCACGCUGUACAGCUGCGGUGGGGAGGGUGUGGUCCUCCAGCACAACCCCUGGAAGCUGAGCGGCGAGGCCCACGACAUCAACAGGCUCAUCCGGGACACCAACAGCAUCAGGCACAAGCUGCCUGCACGCACGGAGAUCAGCUGGAGAGCAGACGGCAGGAUGGUGGCUCUCGGCAACGAGGACGGGUCCAUCGAGGUCUUCGGGCCCCCCGGCCUGAAGCUGCUGUGCACCAUCCAGCAGCACCACAAGCUCAUCAACAGCCUCAGCUGGCACCACGCGCACGGCGGCCGGCCCGAGCUGGGCACCCUGCUGGCCUCGGGCUCCAACAACGCUGUCAUCUACGUGCACAGCCUGCAAGCUGUCCUAGAGCGCGACGCCGAGUCUCCGGUGACCCUCACGGAGCCCUACCGGACGCUCUCGGGGCACACGGGCAAGAUCACCCGCGUGGCGUGGAGCCCGCACCACGACGGGAGGCUGGUGUCGGUGUCCUAUGAUGGCACGGCUCAGGUGUGGGACGUGCUGCAGGAGGAGCCACUCUGCAACUUCCGGGGCCACCGUGGCCGGCUGCUGAGUGUAGCAUGGUCCCCGCUGGACCCCGACUGCGUCUACUCGGGGGCUGACGACUUCUGCGUGCAGCGCUGGCUCACGUCCAUGCAGGAGCACAGCCGCCCUCCGCAAGGCAAGAAGAGCCUUGAGUUGGAGAAAAAGCGGCUUACCCAGCCUGCGCCCAAGUCCAGGAAGAAGAAGCAGCCCGCGGCCCUGGCCCCGAGGGCGGCGAGCGAGGAAGAGGGCGUGGUGCCGGCACCCCUGGAGAACGGCGUGGCCGAGGCCGAGACGCCAGAGCCGGGACCGCCCUGCACUGCAGCUGGCACAGCUUCCAGAGAGCCAGCCGCCUGCCCGCCUGCCCCUGUGGGCCCUGACCAAGUCGGCGUGACCGUGACCAGCAGAGUGGCCUCUCAGAGGAAGGAUCCCCCCAGGGAGAAGCCAGAAGCCUCCAUGAAGAAGCGGAAGGCUCGCUCAAUGCUGCCUCUGAGCACCAGCCUGGACCACAGGCCCAAGGAGGAGCUCCAUCAGGACUGUCUGCUGCUGGCCACUGCCAGGCAUGCACCAGAGCUGUGUGAGGACACGCGUGCGGCUCUGGAGGACAGGUUCCACCUGGGGCUCUUCACAGACAGGCCCGCGCUCCACAGAAUGAUGGAGACCGAAGGGAAGGGGCACCUGGAGAACGGCCACCCCGAACUCUUCCACCAGCUCAUGCUGUGGAAGGGUGACCUGAGGGGGGCGCUGCAGGGUGCGGCUGAGCGCGGGGAGCUGACGGACCAGCUCGUGGCCAUGGCGCCUGUCGCCGGCUACCACGUGUGGCUGUGGGCCGUGGAGGCCUACGCCCAGCAGCUGUGCUUCCAGGACCAGCACGUCAAGGCCGCGUCGCACCUGCUGUCCAUCCACAAGGUGUACGAGGCCGUGGAGCUGCUCAAGUCCCACCAGCUCUACAGGGAGGCCAUCACGGUGGCCAAGGCUCGACUUCGGCCCGACGACCCAGCACUGAAGGACCUGUACCUGAGCUGGGGGGGCGUCCUGGAGCGAGACGGCCACUACGCUGUGGCCGCCAAGUGCUACCUGGGGGCUGGGUCGCCGUACGAUGCUGCUAAGGUCCUCGCCAAGAAGGGGGACGCGGCGUCCCUGCGCACGGCGGCCGAGCUGGCGUCCAUCUCGGGCGAGAGGCAGCUGGUGGCCUCGCUGGCGCUCAGGUGUGCCCAGGAGCUGCUGCUGGCCAGGAACUGGGUGGAGGCCCAGGCUGCCCUCGCGCUGCACGAGAGCCUCAAGGGCCAGAGACUGGUGUUCUGCCUCCUGGAGCUCCUGUCCACACACCUGGACGCGGCGCGGCACCCAGAAGGCGGGGGCUCCUGCUCCCACAACCCCUGGGCCACACACGCCGAGGGGCCCUUCACGGAGAGGGUGACAGCCGUGUGGAGGGCCAGCUUCGGCGUGGACACCCCCGAGCAGUGCCAGGAGGCGUCACAGCAGCUGGAGAGCAUCAAGUACCCGCCCGCCACCAGCAACACGCCCUGCAAACAGCUCCUGCUGCACGUGUGCCACGACCUGGCCCUGGCGCUGCUGGCCCAGCUGGCGGCAGCCUGGGAGACGGCCGUGGAGGCUCUGCUGCGUGCCGUGGUGCGGUGCCACGACUCGGGCAACUUCUACCUCGCGCAGGAAGUGUGUGCUGCCGUGCUUCCCGAUGGCUGUGAUCACCUCCGCGCCCUCCUGGGGCACCGCCAGGCCCCUGCCACGCCUGCACUCAGGAGUCUCGAGGCCUUUGUCACCUACGGGCACCUGUACGAGUUCUGGUGGACCCUGUCCAGCGCCAGGGUCCCAGCCGUGGCGGGUCAGGCCGCCCCCGUGGAGCAGAACCAGGAUCAGGAGGCCCCCAGCCCAGGGCCGGGAGGCCCCCACACAGGCACAGAGGCUAGACCCCUGGCACAAGACUUUGGACAAGAACUGGAGCCCCAGGGACCCCCAUCGGAGCCGGGGCCAGAGCCCCAGGGACCCCCAUCGGAGCCUGGGCCAGAGCCCCAGGGACCCCCAUCAGAGCCUGGGCCAGAGCCCCAGGGACCCCCGCAGGAACAGGAGUCCAGAGCUGCCCUGGAGAAGAGCCGGCUGCUGGGCACCUGCCCGGGGCUCCUGUCCGAGGCCCACGCGCAGCUGCAGGAGGCUCAGAGGACGGUGGCAGACGUGCAGGAGACCCUGGCUGACCUGAUCCGCCGGCACCAGAAGAGCCAGCUGUGCCCAGAGCAGAACGGGGAGCUGCCUCCCGGGAAAGAGGAGGAGCAGCCCGUGUCCCUGCCUGAGCUAACCAGGCGGCUCACAGAGGCCAAGGCGAGGAUUGCGGCAUUUCCCGAGAGCGUUAAGGUCUGGCCCUUCCCCGACGUGCUCGAGUGCUGCCUGGUCCUGCUCCACGUCUGCGCCCAGAGUCCGGCCUGCCUGGCCCAGGAGACACAGCAGCAGGCCCGGAAGCUCCUGCUCAAGUACGGCAGCUGCAGAGCCUAUAGGCGCCACCGCCAGCCCUGCUGACACCCCCCCCCCCCUGCGGGCCUGGCACUCUCAAGCCUUAGCCACCUCACCAGAGAGGGUCCCAGCGAGCCCCUCCCUCCUGCCUGCCCACGGCUCCCGCAGCACUCCCCGCGGCAGAAGGGACCGGCCUGCCCCGUCUCCAGGAUGCUGGAGUAGCCUCGGGACACUGGCCACUUCUGGGCACCACUCACUCACCUGCCCCUCGGCCCCGGUUGGGAUCGGGCAUCAGACAGCUCAGAAGAGCCUCUGGUCCUUAAUCCCGCCGAUCAUUCGCCCUUGAGGAGCAGAUUAAAGCCACUGAGACUGA
Molecule: messenger RNA, 4912 nt
Organism: Sorex araneus (European shrew)
Lineage: Eukaryota; Metazoa; Chordata; Mammalia; Eulipotyphla; Soricidae
Gene: GEMIN5
Product: gem nuclear organelle associated protein 5
Exons: 28
Coding region: 1-4605 (1534 amino acids)
Molecular function (GO): protein binding
Source: RefSeq, a predicted model, not a curated record